GAAGAUGCCCACGACCCGGCCUCUCGCUGAAUAUUCAUGAGGGAGGCGGGUCGACGCCGCUGCACAGCCAGGCCGGCGCCAUGAAGCUCAACGUGGACGGGCUGCUGGUCUACUUCCCGUACGACUACAUCUACCCCGAGCAGUUCUCCUACAUGCGGGAGCUCAAACGCACGCUGGACGCCAAGGGCCAUGGAGUGCUGGAGAUGCCCUCAGGCACUGGGAAGACGGUGUCCCUGUUGGCCCUGAUUAUGGCAUACCAGCGGGCGUAUCCGCUGGAGGUGACCAAACUCAUUUACUGCUCAAGAACUGUGCCGGAGAUUGAGAAGGUGAUCGAAGAGCUUCGAAAGUUGCUCAACUUCUAUGAGAAGCAGGAGGGCGAGAAGCUGCCGUUUUUGGGGUUGGCGCUGAGCUCCCGCAAAAACUUGUGUAUUCACCCUGAGGUGACACCCCUGCGCUUUGGAAAGGACGUUGAUGGGAAAUGCCACAGCCUCACAGCCUCCUAUGUGCGGACACAGUACCAGCAUGACACCAGCCUGCCCCACUGCCGCUUCUAUGAGGAAUUUGACACCCAUGGGCGUGAGGUGCCCCUCCCUCCCGGCAUCUACAACCUGGAUGACCUGAAAGCGCUGGGGCGACACCACGGCUGGUGCCCGUACUUCCUUGCCCGAUACUCAAUCCUGCAUGCUAACGUGGUGGUUUAUAGCUACCACUACCUCCUGGACCCCAAGAUUGCAGACCUGGUGUCCAAGGAACUGGCCCGGAAGGCCGUCGUAGUCUUCGAUGAGGCCCACAACAUUGACAAUGUCUGCAUCGACUCCAUGAGCGUCAACCUCACCCGCCGGACUCUUGACCGCUGCCAGGGCAACCUGGAGACUCUGCAGAAGACGGUGCUCAGGAUCAAAGAGACAGAUGAGCAGCGCCUGCGGGAGGAGUACCGGCGCCUGGUGGAGGGGCUGCGGGAGGCCAGCGCCGCCCGGGAGACAGACGCCCACCUGGCCAACCCCGUGCUGCCCGAUGAGGUGCUGCAGGAGGCGGUGCCGGGCUCCAUCCGCACAGCUGAGCACUUCCUGGGCUUCCUGCGGCGGCUGCUGGAGUACGUGAAGUGGCGGCUGCGCGUGCAGCACGUGGUGCAGGAGAGCCCGCCCGCCUUCCUGAGUGGCCUGGCGCAGCGCGUGUGCAUCCAGCGCAAGCCCCUCAGAUUCUGUGCUGAACGCCUCCGCUCCCUGCUGCACACGCUGGAGAUCACCGACCUGGCCGACUUCUCCCCGCUUACCCUCCUUGCUAACUUUGCCACCCUCGUCAGCACCUACGCCAAGGGCUUCACCAUCAUCAUCGAGCCCUUUGACGACAGAACCCCGACCAUUGCCAACCCCAUCCUGCACUUCAGCUGCAUGGAUGCUUCGCUGGCCAUCAAACCCGUGUUUGAGCGCUUCCAGUCUGUCAUCAUCACAUCUGGGACGCUGUCCCCGUUGGACAUCUACCCCAAGAUCCUGGAUUUCCACCCUGUUACCAUGGCAACUUUCACCAUGACGCUGGCCCGGGUCUGCCUCUGCCCUAUGAUCAUCGGCCGAGGCAAUGACCAGGUGGCCAUCAGCUCCAAGUUUGAGACCCGGGAGGAUAUUGCUGUGAUCCGGAACUAUGGGAACCUCCUGCUGGAGAUGUCCGCUGUGGUCCCUGAUGGCAUCGUGGCUUUCUUCACCAGCUACCAGUACAUGGAGAGCACCGUGGCCUCCUGGUAUGAGCAGGGGAUUCUUGAGAACAUCCAGAGGAACAAGCUGCUGUUUAUCGAGACCCAGGAUGGUGCCGAGACCAGCGUCGCCCUGGAGAAGUACCAGGAGGCCUGCGAGAAUGGCCGCGGGGCCAUCCUGCUGUCAGUGGCCCGGGGCAAAGUGUCUGAGGGAAUCGACUUUGUGCACCACUAUGGGCGGGCCGUCAUCAUGUUUGGUGUCCCCUACGUCUACACGCAGAGCCGCAUUCUCAAGGCGCGGCUGGAAUACCUGCGGGACCAGUUCCAGAUCCGGGAGAAUGACUUUCUCACCUUCGACGCCAUGCGCCACGCGGCCCAGUGCGUGGGUCGAGCCAUCAGGGGCAAGACGGACUACGGCCUCAUGGUCUUUGCCGACAAGCGGUUUGCCCGUGCAGACAAGCGGGGGAAACUGCCCCGCUGGAUCCAGGAGCACCUCACAGACGCCAACCUCAACCUGACUGUGGACGAGGGUGUCCAGGUGGCCAAGUACUUCCUAAGGCAGAUGGCACAGCCCUUCCACCAGGAGGAUCAGCUGGGCCUGUCCCUGCUCAGCCUGGAGCAGCUGGAGUCGCAGGAGACGCUGCAGAGGAUAGAGCAGAUUGCUCAGCAGCUGUGAGCAGGGCAAGGCUGUCAGCUGUUCCUGGAGCCCAGGGGCGGUGCUGGAAGGUCUUAAGAACUCAGGUGACAUUCCUUACUGUGACAUCCACAGCCUUUAAUCGAAGGAGACGGUAGCUUUCCAUCAGGUACCCAGAGGCAGGGGAGUCCAGGAGCUGACAGACCCCUGCAGCCCCUCCCUCCUGAACUGUUCCCGAAGAGCCGCAGCCAGUGCUGUUGACUCGACGCUAGCGUGGGCUCAGGUCCUGCGUGCUGGCGCUGAGGUUCCGAGGGAGCUUCUCCAGGUGCCAGCUGGGGAACUGGAGGCAGGCACAGGGGAUGGGAGGAGGUGAGGGGCAGGUGCUACGGCCACCAUGCAGCUCCAGCCUGGCAGCCAACUUGUCUACCCUCCUCACCUGUAUCUCAAGUAAAAUGCAUCGUUGCUCC
Messenger RNA from Sapajus apella (tufted capuchin), 2788 nucleotides. RefSeq names its product ERCC excision repair 2, TFIIH core complex helicase subunit (gene ERCC2). Gene Ontology annotation, cellular component: nucleus. The transcript has 23 exons. Gene Ontology annotation, molecular function: ATP binding; damaged DNA binding; DNA helicase activity. Gene Ontology annotation, biological process: transcription by RNA polymerase II; positive regulation of mitotic recombination; nucleotide-excision repair. The record is from RefSeq and is a predicted model, not a curated record. Bases 81 to 2363 code for a protein of 760 amino acids. NCBI's taxonomy places the organism in Eukaryota, Metazoa, Chordata, Mammalia, Primates, Cebidae.